CCGGUUCAGUCCUCCUUGUCUUUUUGAACGACCAACAGUGUCAGUGUUUUGUGAAAUUAUAAAUAAUAAAUUGGAAUCAUGUCGGCAUCACCUGUUGCGAGGCAAGCUACCAAUUGCCAGGCUAUUCCUUCAAGGAGGGUUCUUAUAACUGACCCUUCUCAGAUGCCUGAUGUUUACUCUAGUACACCCGGAGGCACUGUGUACUCUACCACCCCUGGAGGUACGAGGAUUGUAUACGAAAGGUCGUUUAUGAUGUCGUUACGGCAGUCCCCGAUCUCGCAGACCCCACCGAAGUGCGCGCUGCCGGCCGGCUUGCUAAAGAACCCGAGCUCCGUCCCCAACGUCAUACAGCCGACGGCCGCGCAGAAGGCCCGCUCCAACUCAAUCUCAUUUGACGAGUCCCAGGAGACUUUCAGUAUGGAUCUCUAAUAGAAGAAUAAGUCAAUACCGUACUUCGUUGUACUUCUGUGGAACUACCACCGCCUGUUGAAGUAAGGCUGUGUGGAAGAGAGACGCCGCUACGCCUGUAGAGCGCUGUCACGCUUCCUCAAAUGCGACAUUACUUUAAUCUGUGGCGGUAGCCUCCUUGAUAUUAGUGAGUUAAACUUUUUGGUGCGCUUACUUAUGUCUUUCUUUGUACAUUUAAGUACUCCAGUUUGCUAGGACAUAAAAUGUGAAUGUAAUUAUCUUUUAUGUCCUAAGAAAUUUUUAGGUUAGCUGUAGAUAUUAAAUGCGUGACUGAACAUUCUAAUAGCGUUCAAAACGCGGUCCUUUGCCACGCCCGCCAAAAGCCAAUAAAAAAUAAAAAAUAGAACAGAUUAUAAAAUAAAUAUAAAAAAAUAAAUCAAUUCUUAAUGGAAUGGAUGAAGUUGUAAUACUUAGUAUGAGACCAAAAUGUAUUUAUUGUUAUGAAAAAUGUGGCAAAA
Molecule: messenger RNA, 926 nt
Organism: Trichoplusia ni (cabbage looper)
Lineage: Eukaryota; Metazoa; Arthropoda; Insecta; Lepidoptera; Noctuidae
Gene: Thor
Product: eukaryotic translation initiation factor 4E-binding protein 3
Exons: 2
Coding region: 79-429 (116 amino acids)
Biological process (GO): negative regulation of translational initiation
Cellular component (GO): cytoplasm
Molecular function (GO): eukaryotic initiation factor 4E binding
Source: RefSeq, a predicted model, not a curated record